CGCUAAUAUUGAAACAUGAUACAGUCAAUCUUGUUAUCAAUAAUUAAAUGUAAAUUAUUCCAACUAAUCAAUUAAUUUACAUAAUUGUGAAAUACCGCAAAUACGUUAUUCAGAAGUUAUAUAUAUUCGUCCUGAAGAAAACCUUAUCGAAUGACGGAUGCGCGUCCCAGCCCAGCUGACUCGAAACUUGUCAAAAUUCAAGAAUGCAGUGCAGUGACUCGUAGAUUUCGAUCGAGACAAUGGCGAAAUAGAUGAGUUUGCAUUCUAAUGUAAAAUUAUGCGAUUUGAGUCAUGUGAUUUUUUUUUUACGCUAGUUCACCUUCACGUUACAACUUAAUAAAAAACCUGAUAUUCCGUAACGCCAUUAGAUACUUCAUAUCAUAAAUGCCGUUAUUCGCGCAUUACGCGGAAAUUCAGUCGGUUCGUUGAUUCUCGCGGAGCCGGACGUGAAACGUCAAAAACCGUAAAGACGGGCCGCCGCCUACGUCGAUGCUCUCCACGACGACAGCUUCCCGAAACACCGCUGUUAUUUGAGUGACACGCGAGGACUGAAAAUCGAAACCACAGGAGGGGAUAAAAGAAACGAGAUAGUGGUAAUUAUAUGUUCUGUGGUGGUGAUCUUUUGCCUCUUUAGACGGGUCGGAUAACUCGAGGACGAAACUGUGUCGUAGUCGAAACCAAGAACUUUCGUCGGCGAGAUGAGCUACCUGAAGUCGGUCGGCACCGCCGUCAUCUACAUCGGCCUCUUUCUGGCCUUCGUCACCUUCAUUCCUGGUUUGCCACCUAACACGGAAUUCCGGGAGUACAGUAUAGUGGAACCGCGCGAUGUCGAUCCUAAAAUAGGCCCAAAGAAUCGACUAAAUAACGUCGAAAAGUUAUUCGAAGGGAGGUUUGUUGGUCCCGAGGCAUUCGCUUCCUACGAUGGUCAGCUCUACACCGGCAUUCACGAUGGUUACGUCCUCAGGAUCGAGGAGGAUACCUUGGUGCCGAUUGCCAAGUUUGGCAAAAAGUGCGAUGGCUUAUGGCAAGAGCACAAAUGUGGCAGACCAUUAGGAAUGAGAUUUGAUAAAAAGGGCAACUUAUAUGUAGUGGAUUCUUAUUAUGGAAUUUUCAAAGUAAAUGUUGAAAGUGGAGAGUACAAAAACAUAGUGAACACAUCGAAACCGAUUGAUGGGAAAAUUCCACAUAUACCUAAUAGUAUAGAUGUCAGUGAAAAUGGAGAUCUUUAUUGGACUACUAGCUCUACAGACUUUGCUCUUUAUGAUGGAGCGUUAACGUUUUUAGCAGAUCCAACGGGAAGGUUUAUACGUUAUAAUGCAGCUAAAAAGAAGAACGAAGUAUUAUUGAAAAAUCUUGGAUUUCCAAACGGAGUUAUAUUAAGCGACGAUGAAAGUUUCGUACUUGUGUCAGAAUCAUUAGAAUGCCGUAUCUUGAAGUAUCACUUGAAAGGACCAAAAGCAGGUCAGAAAGAGGUCUUCAUUGAUGGCUUGCCAGGUAUACCAGAUAAUAUUCAAAGCGAUGGCCAAACUGGUUUCCUCGUCACUACAGUGUUUACUAUCACCCCUGAACAUCCUCUACUUAGUCUCAGUCUUACACCACAUCCAAACUUAAGAAAGAUGAUUUUACGAUUGGCACUGUUGAUGGAAUUACCUUUUAAACUGUUGCAAGACAUUUAUCCUAAUACCUUUACGGAGAAAGUUAUACAUGCAAUUGGAUCAUUUCAAUUAGGAGAAAUAUUUAACACUUAUAAGAAAAGUUUUGUCUUAAGAAUAGAUGCAUCGGGUAACAUUAUGGAACUUCUUUCUUCGGACGAUGAUGCAUUCUAUGGUAUUUCUGAAGCCUAUAUACAUAAUGGCUUUGUAUGGUUUGGCAGUCCAUGGCGAAAUUAUAUUGGGAGAGUUUCGUUGAAACAAGCUUUUCCUGAUCUAUCUAAUAAUGAAAAGCAAUCUUCUCGUACAAGAGAGAGUGCUGCCGCUUCAAAUGUAAAGUCAGAAAAAGCGAAGCGAGACACGGUAUCAGCAUCUGCAUCAACCACAUCUAAACCAACUCCCACUCCUACAACAACGCCAAAGCCAACUACUUCCACAACUUCUAAGCCAACCGCACCAAAACCGUCCCCAACUCCUAAAGUUGAUAAACCAACUACUACAGACAGCAGCAAUGCGAAACCGUCGAAAACUAAACCAAUUUCACAAUCUGCAAAUGAUGCCAAAGUCAAGAAGAAUGCAGAAACAGUUAGCGACGCGAAACCUAAUACGAAAUCAAAUUCGCCAAAUGCGAAAACCGAAACAGAUAAUAAAAAAGAAGGUGCUGCAAAGAAUGUAAAAGUGGAACAAGACGCUUCUAUUAAAGAGAAAGUACAGAAAUCACCUCCUAAGAAGGUUAAAACCAUAGAAGCAAAUCGUCCAAAAGACGAUCUCUAAUAAAAAAAUUUAACGCUAAAUUAAUAUUUGUGAUACCAUCAACACUUGUUGAAAACGGUACAUUCCAUUUUUCAGAUAAUCCAAUGCAAAAUAAAUUGAUGAUUAUAGAUUAUAUCGAUUUUCGUAACAUUAAUUUGUUUUAUAUACAUUUAUAUCAAAUAUGUUGUUAUAUUCAAGUCACGCACAAUCAGUUAUACAAGUAUUUACAAAAUGAUUAAGUAUUGAUAACACAAUCGGGAAUAUAACUUUCAUGUGAAUAAUUCCAUAUGAAAAAUAAAUUUAAAAAUGUAACAAAUUAUUUUACAUCUUUUACAAGAUUUGAUCUUUUUUCAAGAAAUGAAAACUAUCUUUGUGAAACAUUUUUGAGCUAACAUAACUUUUAAUUUCAUUGCAACAUAAAUUGUUUAAUUUAUAUUAAUACAUUAUUAUAAUAAAUAAAUAAAAGUUUUAUAUAUAAAUAGAAGUUUGAAGUUACAUGUAUUAGAGACCCUUUCCCUAGAGGGUCUUUAACAUAUACGUAUUACAAAAAAUAUAUCAAAACUGUUCUUGUUUUAUCAAAUAGAACACUAUUUUUAUUUGUACACAUGUAUUUUAUUGAUGAAAAUAAAGAAAUCAGCUGUUGAACUGAUGAUAUAUCAGUAAAAAUCAUACAAGUCUAAACAAGCAAUAAAAAUACAUAAUUAAUUACUCAUAAA
This is a messenger RNA of Nylanderia fulva, 3118 nucleotides long. The record is from RefSeq and is a predicted model, not a curated record. NCBI's taxonomy places the organism in Eukaryota, Metazoa, Arthropoda, Insecta, Hymenoptera, Formicidae.